AUGAACAGAGUAGUGUCAAUGAUAUUUUCCUUACUUACACUCAGUAAAGCACUAACAAUUCAAGAAUUGCCGGAUAACCAUCCUAUGAAUGCACGUAUGAUGGGUCCACAGAACAGUGAGGCUGGUGUGAUGAUUAACCAUUUGCAGAAUAAGGUGAUGAGUGAUGCAAUGUAUGGUAAUAAGGGCGAUGACUGUGGUGCAAGAGAUAACCGGCUAUCGGAAGGUGUUUACAUCCCGCAAGCAGAUCCAGUGACUGAGCAUCUAGAGAGAAUUCAGAAGCAACAGCAAUGCUUGGUAGCCAAAGCUAAGACACAGAAAGCAAUUGAAGAUACAAUGAAGCGGGUUAUUAAAGAAACUACUAAGCAAGCUACUAAUGACUUCCAGAAGAACCUAGAAAAGAAGAAUUGCGUGAACAAACUCGAUCGAUCUAAUCACGAAUGCUUCGUGAAGGAUGUUCUGAAAGAUUUCUAUACUGCUAUUGUAUGGAAGGUAGCUGUUCACGACAAUGUUGCACAGUUGUGGUAUCAUGAUAAACUGGUUAUUAUGAUUAUAUUUGAAACGAUUGAUUAUAUUGUCAAACCUGAGGAGCAGGAAUGUUUCACAUUCUUCCCUACAUCCAAUGUUGCUGCAGAAGAGAAUGCACUUGGACAUGUUGUGAAUGUAAUUGGAAAGCCAGCCACGCCUAAGUCUGCCACUCAGGGCGAAUGUAGGCCAUGCACUGAUUUCCUGAAAAAGACGGUCGAAGGAACAGCAUCGAAGUGCACCAACAACUGUGAUCCAUCCAAUAUUCUAUUUUCAGGUUCCAACUUUAAGACCAAGAAAAGAAAUACUUCAACAGUGGCACCCAGUGAAGCAAGGAACAGAGGUGGUAAAGAGGAUUGA
Vittaforma corneae ATCC 50505 is the source of this 882-nucleotide messenger RNA. RefSeq lists its product as uncharacterized. Lineage: Eukaryota; Fungi; Microsporidia; Nosematidae. The transcript has a single exon. The record is from RefSeq and is a predicted model, not a curated record. Bases 1 to 882 code for a protein of 293 amino acids.